Messenger RNA from Folsomia candida, 2150 nucleotides. Its product is annotated as acyl-lipid (8-3)-desaturase. The record is from RefSeq and is a predicted model, not a curated record. Gene Ontology annotation, cellular component: membrane. Gene Ontology annotation, molecular function: oxidoreductase activity, acting on paired donors, with oxidation of a pair of donors resulting in the reduction of molecular oxygen to two molecules of water. Gene Ontology annotation, biological process: lipid metabolic process. The transcript has 5 exons. Bases 840 to 2084 code for a protein of 414 amino acids. NCBI's taxonomy places the organism in Eukaryota, Metazoa, Arthropoda, Collembola, Entomobryomorpha, Isotomidae.
GCUACUUUUAGUAAGUUUAUCACCAUUGGGAAUAAAUUCGUCAGGAGUAUUAGUUUAUCACCAUUCCUAUAGAUUCAUACACGUCUAAAUCUGGUGAUAAUCAUUAAAUUAUUACUUUGAGUGUAGAUGGUUGCCGGAUAUUAUUGUCGUCCGUUUGUUCAUAAACAAACAUAAUCUUAUUGAUUUGAUUUCAAUCAACAUUUUACUUUUAAUAGGUUUCAUUGAAAUUCAUCCAAUAAUUUGAUUUGCAUAUAAAUUUAUUAAUUUAAAUCGAUGCGAUUUGCUAUAUAGGGAAUCUUCGUACGACGAGAACUUGCAAUACAAUUCACACAAGUUGGUAAUAUGGACCAAAUAGAUAUGUUCAAUACUUAUAAGGCAUGAAUCAGAAAUUGUGCAGUAAAAUAGGACCAUAUUUUUUUACAAUUCGUAAAAGAAACAAGAAUAUACAUAAACAUAGAAUAGAUUGCGAAGUUUUCAUUUUAACUAGUAGGUUAAUGUAUCAUACAUUUACAUAUAUAAAAAGUGGUGUAAUGUUAUAUGGAAGAAAUUGUAUACAUGCACACUUACAUAGUUGCCUUUAUUAUCUGAACUACUAAAUACUUAAUUGGGUAAAUUUGUAAGACUAGGAUCUGAUAAAACAAUGCAAGUAUGUAAAGUACAUAAUUGAACCUAUUAUGUUAAAUCUAGUAGUGGGAAACAUAUCUACCUCUCAUAACCACAUCCACACUGUAUUAAGUGUGAAAAAGUAACUGAAAAUCGUUUCAUAUUUGAUUCACACCAAAGCUACACCGAACUUUUAAAAAUUUAGUUUGAAGUUAAUUAAGUUCCUGGUAAAUAAAAUGCAUCAUAAAAUUGACAAACUAGAAAUUUUAUACGACGGUUAUUAUUAUGACGUAACCGAAUUUUCAAAGAGACACCCGGGUGGCGACAUUAUUUUAUACUACACGGAAAAGGGGGAAGAUGCGACGCAAGCUAUUCAGCAAUUUCAUAAUCGAUUUUUCCGAAAAGUUAGGUCAAUGAUGAGCAAUCUAAAAAGACGGCCAGCCCCUGAUAAUGAAAGUCCACUAACACCCGAAGAGAGGAAUAGACAUCAGAACAUUACCAAUGAUUUUAACGAAUUAUUUUCUUGGAUGCAAACUCAAGGCCUGUUUGCGCCAUCACCGUUGCGAAAUAUUUGGCGAAUUAUUGAAUGUUCGUUGAUUUGGAUGACUGGAGUUUAUUUUUGCGGUAAUAGUAGAUUUAGUCUGCAAUUCCUUGGGGCCGUGCUAUUUGGACUUGGCGCCGGUCGCGCAGGUUGGGUAAUGCAUGAAGCGGGACACCAUUCCCUAACUGGGAACCAUAAGGCUGACAGAUUAAUACAGUCAAUUAUUUUGGUUUGUGUUUACCAUGGACAUUUUCUAGGUGUUCUGGACGGAGUUGCGGGAGGAUGGUGGCGCAGACAUCAUAACAAACAUCACGCCAUGCCACAGAGAAUUGAUUACGACUUGGACCUCAAUACCAUGCCAGUUGUCGCCAACGCUAUAGAAAUUGUCAAAGAUGGACGCCAUGGGAGGUCUUUUUUCAUUCAAAAUCAGAAAUGGUUAUUCCUGGCAUUAGACUGUUGCCUCGCCACAAUGGCUUGGCGGAUGUACAGCAGUCCAAGAAGUGCGAUAAAGUACAGGAAUUACUUUGACCUGGUCAUGAUGGGGAUUCAUUGGUGGAUUAUGCUCUCAUUUGCAGCACCAUGGACUAUAAUAUUUGGAAUUUGGGUAGCGGGGACGUAUCUAUUUGGGAACUUUGCCCUAUCCCAUAGCCGUCUACCCGUGGCUAAGAAACAAACGCACUGGGUUGAGUAUGCAUUUCGUCAUACAGCAAAUAUCAAAUCAAGUUUAUGGAUGGAUUGGUGGACGGGUUAUCUUAAUUUUGAAAUUGUACAUCAUCUCUUCCCUACCUUACCACCGUUUCGAUCUUAUUUAGUCAGGGAUAAGGUGAUGGCUCUGGCUGCCAAGUAUGAUCUUCCCUACAAUGAGGUUUCUUACAUGGAAGCGUGGGCUCAAAAUUUCAGAAAUUUGGAUAAUGUAGCAAAACAUUUUAAACAAAUGUAAAAGUAAGCGGAGAAUGUUCUUGUGAGGUUAUGAUUUUAAUAAAGGAUUCCAAUUUAGAUAAAGGCA